CCUAGCCAGAUCUAGUGCGCCACUGGCGAAAACCGCCAUUCCCUGGCAUUUUCAAAUUAAUUUUGUUAAUUAGUUUGCCCUGGAAAAUUUUGAUUAACUGAAUACCGUAUGGUAGGGAGACGUUGAUUUGAGAGUUAACCUAAAAAGAGAAGAAAUUAUAAACAAACCUAACCUCAACUAAAAUAAAUGUUAAAAAUGUAUCUGGUUUAGUUCGUUAUUUCAUCUGUUCUUUGUUUAAAAAUAGCGAUUAUGGGUAAUUAUAUUUCAUCUUUAUUGCCCAAUAAUGCAGAGAAUGAUUUAUCUUUGGAAGAGGCCUACAACAUAUUACAAACGAAUGAAGAAGGGAAACAAAAAGAUGUUGAAAACAAACCCAGUUGUGAUACCAUACAAAACAAAGUUUCUGCAAAGACUGGUGUAGUUACUGAGAUAAGAAAAGACAGUUUUGUUAUAGAUGAUAUAUAUGUAUGUUCUAACAAGAAUUCAAAUCUUGAAAUAGGCACAAAAGUAAAGUUUAACUGUUUUACUUAUGAUAAUAUUACCAAAGCAACUAAUGUAGAAAUUUUUAAUGAAUGGGCAGCAGAAGAGUUAGAUUCAUUAUGGUAUGAUCGGAUAAUAAUAUGCCAAAUCGAACAAAGAGUUGGUCGUCAACUUCAUCUAACGGGUUCUGAGAUUAUUCUUGAUUUAGACAAAGUUCAGUUAGAAUUCCUACCAGUUGUAGGUGAUUGGCUUGAACUAGACGUAAAAUGUAAAGCUAAUGAAAAAGCAUUUGAUUUAGCUGGUGAGGUAUUAGAAAUUAAUAAGAUAUCACCUGUUAGACUACACCUUCUCUCAGGAAAAAUAUCUAUGUGGAACAAGACUAAAGAGACAGGAACCAUAGAUAAUAAAAUAUUUUUUAAUCAGUUAUCAUUGUCCUUAGGUUACUUACCAGCAAUAGGCGAUAUAGUUGUGGCUCAGGUUAUCGAAAGUGCUCAAAUGGGGCAUUCUUGGAGAGCCAUAAAAGUUCUUCCUGAUAGUGUUACACAAAAAAAAGAACAUGUGUCCAGUAUAUCACCUGAUAUUUCACAAUAUACAGAACACUAUCCAGGAUUAGAAAUACAAGAUGUGAUCCUCUAUUCUGAUAAAUUGGGAGAGACUCAAAAAUUUAACAUAAGUAUAACUAACAAUGGUGAGAAUGAUUUGACAUUAUUUAGUGCUAAAUUUUUAGGAGAACAUUCACAAUGUGGUAUAACAGAUAAUGUAGAAAACGUUACUUUACAUCCUGGCAAUAUGCAUAAUAUUUUAUGUGAAUGUAGUUCAAAAAGUAUUGGAGAAGCCAAAGAAUCUAUUAUUUUAAAUUUCGGUGGUUUUGUUCUAUGCAAAAGUAUAAAUAUUUUAGUUUCAAUACAAGACAACAAUCAAAGAACAAAAUAUACGAAACAAACUAGGGGUAUAAAACCAUUUAUAAAACCUCAGGGUCAAGUUAUUAGAGGACACGGUAAAGGUGUACGUUUUGCAAUUGCAAGUCUACCUCAUUAUACUGUACCCCAAAAAUUACUUGAUGUCGUAACAUCAAAUUUUUCUGAUAAUAUUGAUAAACAGAUUCAGGAGAUACAGUCUAUUAAACCAUCUCUUACAUCUAAUUUAACACCUACAAAUUAUGAAGAUAAGUUCCACACUCUUCUUUAUUUAGAUGAAAUUUCCAUGUUAAUUUCUAUAAGAAAGUAUGAUCAGGAAAACGCUUGUUUUAUAAAGAACGGAGAGUACCUUAUGCUUGAAAUUGAUAAUCUAUCAGAACAAAGACCUUCUCUUGCAAUAGGAGACAAAAUUAGAGCUACAGAUCCAAGUAAUAGUAAAGGUGUUGUUUUUGAGGGAAAUAUACAUAAAAUUAGUGCUAGCCAUGUAUUCCUCAAAUUCAGCCCUUUAUUCCAUGAUAAGUAUAAUGGAGAAGACUAUUCAAUUACUGCAGAACCUAGUAGAGCUCUGUUUAAGAAAUUACAUCAUGCUGCUUGCCUAGCAAUAAGAAAUCUAGGACCAGAGCUGCUAUUCCCAAAUAAAAUUAUAGAAAAAGAUCGUCAAAUAGAUUUUAUUGAAAAAGAUGAGUCAUUAUCCCCCAAUGGUAAAAAACCAAACAGAAUGACUUUUAUCUUAUCCAAAAUGAAAGAAUACAAAGAGAAUGAUAGUUUGAACAUUUCUGACAAUGAAAACAUAAGAGAAGGAGUUACUUUGGAAUGGUUUAAUAAGAAUUUAAAUGACACCCAGAAAAAUGCUGUAAUGCAGGUUCUUUGGGGUACUGCUAGACCUCUUCCAUAUAUUAUUUUUGGACCUCCAGGUACUGGAAAAACAAUUACUCUUGUUGAAACAAUUUUACAGUUAACACGAUUAAUUCCUUCAUCUAGAUUAUUAGUAACUGCACCAUCCAAUAGUGCAGCAAAUUUAAUAGCUCUGAGACUUAUUGAUUCAGGAGUACUUUUACCAGGAGAUCUUGUUAGAUUAAUUUCAUAUAAUUAUGCUUUAAAAGAAACUAUUCCUGAUAAGUUAUUACCCUAUUGUGCCACUGCAGGCUUGGCUAGAGAAGAUACUGUUGUUUCAGAAGUAAAUAACCCAAAUGGAAUACAAUUUGGUAGCAAUAUGUCUACUUUAGGCCGAAGUAGAAUAACUGUUGCAACCUGUAGUUGUGCAGGAACGUUUUUCCAGUUGAGCAUUCCCAGAGGUCAUUUUACUCAUAUAGUUGUUGACGAAGCAGCACAAGCUGGAGAACCUCAUGUUAUGAUUCCUUUAUCUUUUGUAAAUAAAAAUUCUGGCCAAAUUAUAUUAGCAGGUGAUCCUAUGCAGCUAGGGCCUGUUAUAUUAUCUAAAGUUGCUACCGAAUGUGGACUAGCAGAGUCUUAUUUGGAACGAAUUAUGAGCAGAUUUCCAUAUUGUCGUGAUCCAGAAGGAUUUCCAGAAACGUCUGGAUUUGAUCCAAGAUUUGUAACGAAAUUAUUAUAUAAUUACAGAGCCCUUCCGGACAUUCUUACUUUGUACAGUACACUCUUUUAUCAUAAUGAGUUGAUACCGACUAUUGACGAUGAAACUAGCAAUGAAGCAAAACUGCUAACUUCUCUUCAAGAUUUCUUACCAGUCAAACGUGAUAAGCUAACCCGAAUACUAUUUCAUGGAGUAAUUGGUGAAAACUAUCAAACAGCAGAUUCUCCAUCUUGGUAUAAUCCCCAGGAAGUAGCCCAAGUGUUUUAUUAUGUUAAUCAGUUUUACAGGCUUGGAGUAAAAUCUGGUGGUAUAGGUAUUGUCACCCCUUAUAUUAAACAGGCUAAAGAAUUACGAACAGUUUUCACGGAAGCAGAAUUUGAAGUACCAAAAAUCGGGACUAUAGAAGAAUUUCAAGGUCAAGAAUUCGACAUCGUCAUUAUAUCCACGGUACGUUCAUCUAAAGAUUUUAUCAAAUCGGAUCUUACUUACCACUUGGGCUUCGUUGCACACCCCAAAAGAUUGAACGUUGCGAUUUCGAGAGCCAAAUCACUUUUGCUCAUCGUAGGAAAUCCUAAGUUGUUGUGCACCGAUCCUUGUUGGCGAGCUGUUGUUAAAUAUUGUAUCGAAAAUGGUGUUUACAAAGGAUGUGAUUUUGAAUAAAUAUUAUUGUUUUGUAUUGCUUGUUAUAAGAAAUAAACUUUAUAUUUUUUUAUUUUAAAA
This is a messenger RNA of Diabrotica virgifera virgifera (western corn rootworm), 3666 nucleotides long. RefSeq names its product probable RNA helicase armi (gene armi). The transcript has 5 exons. The record is from RefSeq and is a predicted model, not a curated record. Gene Ontology annotation, molecular function: helicase activity. The coding region runs from base 250 to 3606 and encodes 1118 amino acids. Lineage: Eukaryota; Metazoa; Arthropoda; Insecta; Coleoptera; Chrysomelidae.